Messenger RNA from Acanthisitta chloris (rifleman), 1661 nucleotides. It is a transcript of the gene LRRC40, whose product is annotated as leucine rich repeat containing 40. Gene Ontology annotation, molecular function: protein binding. The record is from RefSeq and is a predicted model, not a curated record. The annotation marks the transcript as partial. The transcript is spliced from 14 exons. NCBI's taxonomy places the organism in Eukaryota, Metazoa, Chordata, Aves, Passeriformes, Acanthisittidae.
UGCCCCAGCACGUGUGGCGGCUCAACGUGGACCCCCCCGAGGAGGCCCAGCACAACCUGUCCUUCGGCGCCACGGAUCGCUGGUGGGAGCAGACGGACCUCACUAAGCUCAUCCUGGCCUCCAACAAGCUGCAGUGCCUCUCUGAGGACGUCCAGCUGCUGCCUGCCCUCACCGUGCUGGAUGUACAUGAUAAUCAACUGACAUCACUUCCAUCUGCUUUAGGGCAGUUAGAAAACCUCCAGAAACUUGAUGUCAGCCACAACAAGCUGAGGAGCAUCCCUGAGGAGCUGCUGCAGUUGUCUCACCUGAGGAGCCUCCUGCUGCAGCACAAUGAGCUCAGCCACCUGCCCCAGGGCUUUGGGCAGCUCCUCAGCCUGGAGGAGUUGGAUGUGUCCAACAAUCACCUCACAGACAUUCCAACAAGCUUUGCUUUGCUCACCAACUUGGUGAGGCUCAACUUGGCCUGCAAUCAGCUCAGGGACCUGCCUGAGGACCUCAGUGCCAUGAAAAGCUUGAGGCAGCUGGAUUGUACCAAAAACUACCUGGAAACUGUCCCUCCCAAACUAGCAACAAUGGCAUCCCUGGAACAGCUGUACCUGAGGAAGAAUAAACUACGUUCCUUGCCUGAGUUUCCCUCCUGCAAGUUGCUGAAGGAAUUACAUGCUGGUGAGAAUCAGAUUGAAAUCCUAAAUGCAGAGAACCUGAAACAUCUGAAUUCCCUUUCUGUGCUGGAGCUCAGAGAUAACAAGAUCAAAUCAGUCCCUGAGGAGAUCACUGUGCUGCAGAAGCUGGAGAGACUUGACCUGGCCAACAAUGACAUCAGUAGGUUGCCUUAUACCCUGGGAAACCUUCCUCAGCUGAAAUUCCUAGCACUGGAGGGAAAUCCUUUGAGAACCAUUCGGAGAGACCUGCUGCAAAAAGGCACCCAGGAACUUUUGAAAUACCUGAGGAGCAAAGUCCAAGAUGAUGUUCCUGGCCCCAAUGAAGAGCCUCCUGUGACAGCCAUGACUCUGCCCAGUCAGUCAAGGGUUAACAUGCAUGCCAUAACCUCCCUGAAGUUGUUGGAGUACAGUGAGAAGCAGGCAGCCACCAUCCCUGCUGACAUGUUCGACGCUGUGGGCAGCAAUCCUGUGGCCACUGUCAACUUCAGCAAAAACCAGCUGAGUGAGGUUCCCUCCAGGCUUGUGGAGCUGAAAGACUCACUCUGUGAUGUCAACCUUGGCUUCAACAAACUCUCCUCCAUUUCCCUGGAGCUGUGCAAGCUCCAUAAAUUGACACAUUUGGAUCUCAGAAACAACGUUUUGACAUCUUUGCCUGAGGAAAUGGAGGCACUGACGAGACUACAGAUAAUAAAUCUUUGUUUUAAUAGAUUUAAAGUGUUUCCCAGUGUCCUUUAUCAGCUCCCAGCCCUGGAGACCAUCCUGCUCAGCAACAACCAGGUUGGGUCCAUCGACCCUCUGCGGCUGAAGGCCAUGGACAAGCUGGGAACGCUGGACCUGCAGAACAACGAUCUCCUCCAGGUGCCCCCAGAACUGGGCAACUGUGAGAACCUGAGGACAUUGCUGUUGGAAGGCAACCCAUUCCGCACCCCCCGCGCGGCUGUGCUGGCCAAGGGCACAGCUGCAGUGCUGGAAUACCUCCGGAGCCGAAUUCCCACCUGA